AUGAGGAGGAGAACAGUCCUCAGGAGCAGGGAGAAGCCAGAGCAGAAGCAGCUGAAUGAGGAGCAGGAAAAGCCUCCCCUGCCCUCAGCAAACCGCCCCCUUUGUGAUGAGCAGAUGUUUCUGGUGCGGGAUACACCCGUGAGCCAGCUCGGUUCCUCAGGUCUGACUACAACCGAUCAAAAGUUCUGUAAAUCCUAUUCAUCCUGCUGCUCCCUCCUAAGCAAUACACGCACGAUUCCACCGGUUUUAUCGCAAAACAGAGGGAUCAUCAGGCAGAACUGUGAUUCUGGGCUCCCUUCCCCACUUCCUUCUGAUUCCUUUAAGUAUCUCAGCUGGUGUGACAUAGAAGAACAUGAUGUUCGAGGAAGUCAGCUUCGUUGUCCCCGAGUAAGAGAAGGGCCUUCAAAAGAAGAGCUGUUUUUCAGAGGAGAAGAACAUACUUUGAAAAAAAGAAAACAAGUAACUGACACAGAGAAGUGGCAAAAGAAACUGCAAGAGAACUGGGAAAACUGUGCGGAGCUGAACCUUUCAUUCCAAGACCUGGGUGAUCUCUACCAGGUGGAGAACUUCAAAAGGAUUCUCCAAAGAUUAAUUCGUGUGGAAAAACUUUGGUUGGUGGACAAUUCUUUGACAGACCUAAGUGCCAUAAGGUUGCCAAGAUGCAGAGAACUAAAUGUCAGUAAAAACCACUUUACAUCCUUCAAACAGCUGCCAAAGAUACCUCAGAUUCAGCACUUAUCACUCGCUGAAAAUAACAUUAUGACACUAAGUGGAAUAUCAGACUUCAGACAUACCCCACUUGAAUCCCUUAUACUCAAGAGGAAUCCCUGUGAAUUUCAAGAAAGAUACAGACAACUCGUAUUCUCCAGUUUGCCAAAUCUGAAAAUGCUGGAUGGUAUCCCAAAACUGCCAGAGGACUGUUCACCCCCAGAUAUCAGGGUUUUUUUCAAAAUGUGUACUAUACUGUAGCACUGUAUUUUUGUAGGAUCACAACUGGGCUAGAAUCACCUCGCUUAAAA
Leptosomus discolor (cuckoo roller) is the source of this 1019-nucleotide messenger RNA. Lineage: Eukaryota; Metazoa; Chordata; Aves; Leptosomiformes; Leptosomidae. The record is from RefSeq and is a predicted model, not a curated record.